Messenger RNA from Vicia villosa (hairy vetch), 3457 nucleotides. RefSeq names its product putative pentatricopeptide repeat-containing protein At5g59900. The record is from RefSeq and is a predicted model, not a curated record. NCBI's taxonomy places the organism in Eukaryota, Viridiplantae, Streptophyta, Magnoliopsida, Fabales, Fabaceae. The transcript has 2 exons. The coding region runs from base 67 to 2748 and encodes 893 amino acids. Gene Ontology annotation, molecular function: protein binding.
CCUAAGACCCCAUAAACCCAUCCCACAUACAUGAGGCGUUGUUACGGCGGUAGCGAAUGAAUUCCGAUGAAGCUCCGCCAAUUCCGUCGCGCACCCCUUUCAUUCUCACUCUCAAACCCUCACCUUCAAAGAAACUUCUGCACCUCCAAAUUCAACGACGAAAACGACACUCGUUUCGUAUCACUCAUUUCCGACAUUGUUCGAGGAAAUCAAAGUUGGAAUGUAGCAUUCAACGACCCUUCAAUUUCAUCCACAUUGAAACCCCAUCACGUAGAACGAGUCUUAAUCAACACCUUACAUGAUUCCAAGUUAGCUUUAAGGUUCUUCAACUUUCUCGGUUUACACAAAAACAUGAACCAUUCCACAACCUCGUUUGCCAUCUUAGUUCAUGCCCUUGUUCAAAAUAAGCUUUUUUGGCCUGCAAAUUCUCUGUUGCAAACCCUUCUCCUUCGUGGGUCUGACCCAAAAUUAGUUUUUGACAAGUUUCUAGAAACUUAUAAACAGUGUAAGUUUUCUUCCACUUUGGGUUUUGAUUUUUUGGUUCAGAGUUACUUGCAGAACACAAGAGUUUUUGAUGCUGUGUUUGUUUUGAAACUCAUGCUUGCUAAUACUUUGUUGCCUGAGGUUAGAACAUUGAGUACACUCUUGAAUGGGUUAUUGAGGAUUAGAAAAUUUAUAUUGGUUUGGGAACUUUUUGAUGAGUCUGUGAAUGCUGGUGUUAAACCUGAUCCUUAUACUUGCUCUGCCGUGAUUCGGAGCUUGUGUGAAUUGAAGGAUUUUUUUAGAGCUAAGGAAAAGAUUAGGUGGAUGGAAUCUAAUAGGUUUGAUCUGAGUAUUGUUACUUACAAUGUCUUAAUUCAUGGUUUGUGUAAGGGUCAUCGGGUUUUGGAAGCUGUCGAGGUUAGAAAAUCGUUGAGGGAAAAGGGUUUGAAGGAAGAUGUGGUUACAUAUUGUACACUAGUGCUUGGAUUUUGUAGGGUUCAACGAUUUGAGGAUGGAAUUUGCCUCAUGAAUGAAAUGAUUGAAUUAGGGCUUGUUCCAUCCGAGGCUGCUAUAUCGGGGUUAGUGGAUGGGUUAAGAAAGAAGGGAAAGAUUGAUAGUGCUUAUGAUUUGGUUGUUAAGUUAGCCAAAUUCGAUUUUUUGCCAAGUUUGUUUGUGUAUAAUUCAUUAUUAAACUCUUUGUGCAAAGGUGGGAAUUUGGAUAAAGCAGAGUUGCUUUAUAAUAAUAUGCGUUUGAUGAACUUGCCGCGGAAUGAUGUCACAUACUCUAUUCUGAUUGAUUCCUUUUGCAAAAGGGGGAGAUUAGAUGUUGCAGCAUCUUAUUUUGAUAGAAUGAUAGAAGACGGUAUAAGAGAAUCCGUAUAUCCCUACAACUCUUUGAUACACGGUCAAUGCAAGUUUGGGGAUUUGAGUGCCGCUGAGUCUCUGUAUACCGAGAUGAUCAAUAAAGGGGUAGAGCCAACAGCUACUACCUUUGCAACAUUAAUUAGUGGAUAUUGCAAAGACCUACAAGUACAUAAAGCAUUUAAGCUAUAUAGUGAGAUGACCGAGAAAGAAAUUGCACCGACUGUAUAUACUUUCACCGCACUUAUUUAUGGUCUUUGCAGCACAAAUGAGAUGGCUGAAGCAUCCAAACUUUUCGAUGAAAUGGUGGAAAGGAAAAUCAAGCCAACUGAAGUGACAUAUAAUGUUAUGAUAGAAGGGUAUUGUAUGGCUCAUAACAUGGAUAAAGCCUUUGAAUUGCUGGAAGACAUGAUCCGUAAAGGCCUUGUUCCGGAUACUUAUACGUACAGACCUCUUAUCACCGGCCUUUGUUCUACUGGUAGGGUUUCAGAAGCUAAAGAUUUUAUUGAUGAUCUCCACAAGAAAAACCUCAAGUUAAAUGAGAUGUGCUAUAGUGCGCUUCUACAUGGUUAUUGCGGGGAAGGAAGAAUGACGGAGGCACUGAGUGUUUCUUGUGAGAUGAUUCAACGAGGAAUCAACAUGGACCUGGUUUGCCAUGGUGUACUUAUUGAUGGUGCUCUAAAGCAACCAGACAUGAAAAUGCUAUUUAGUCUCUUAAAAAAGAUGUACAGUCAAGGAUUGAGACCCGAUAGUGUAAUGUAUACAAGUAUGAUUGAUGCAUACAGCAAAGAAGGGUCUUUUAAGAAAGCCACUGAAUGUUGGGAUUUAAUGGUUACUGAGAAAUGUGUUCCUAAUGUUGUGACUUACACGGCUUUCAUGAAUGGUUUAUGCAAAGCAGGUGAAACUGAUAGAGCAGGUCUCCUUUUUGAAAAAAUGCUGGCGGAAAAUAUCCAUCCUAAUUCAGUUUCAUAUGGUUGUUUUCUCCACCGUCUUACGGAGGAGGGAAAUAUGAAGGAAGCUACAGAGCUUCACUGUGCAAUGCUUAAAGGGCAUUUAGCAAGCACAGCAACAUACAACAUUCUUAUCCGGGGCUUCUGCAAAUUGGGUAGAUUAAUUGAAGCCACCGAAAUUCUUUCUGAAAUGACUGAAAAUGGGAUUUGCACCGAUUGUAUAACCUAUUCAACUUUAAUUUAUGAGUAUUGCAGAAGCGGUGAUGUUGUAGCAGCAGUUAAAUUGUGGGAUACCAUGUUAAAAAAAGGCGUUGAGCCAGAUUUGGUUGCAUUUAACUUGCUAAUAUAUGGUUGCUGUGUUAAUGGAGAGCUCAACAAGGCAUUUGAAUUGCGUGAUGACAUGUUGAGAAGAGGGUUGAAGCCAAGACAAAAUUUACAACUGCAAAAUGGGUAAAAUAGGAGCAGCAGUUGAAUUGUGGUGUAUCAUGCUCGAAAGAAGGUCGAUAGCGUGAUUUGGAUGUGUGCGACUUUCUAAAUCGUGGCUGUCGUGUGACUAGGGCGGUUAACAAGGAACUUCAGUUGCACAAUGGCAUGUUAAGAAGAGCAGUGAAGCCAAGGUAGAAUCUCUUCUGUUGUUUGUGGCUAAACUAUCUGAAAAUGAGGUUGAUGACUGAAGUUGAAGGUGGCUUCUGCAACCUGGAAAUGCGGAAGGGAAGUGUUUGUAUUUACAAACCGUACAAGAUGGUGUCGUAUAUCCAAAUCAGUCGAUUUCCAGAAAAGUUAAGUGGUGUUCGGGAUUGCUUGUGCAGUGGUGCGCUUUUGAACUAAUAGCUUGCCUGGAACCAUGAUGGAUGGCCAAUUUAUGCACAUCAUAACCAAAGAUACGAUCUAGACCUUGUUUCUGCGAGGAACUGUCUCUCUUGUCAAGUUUAAUGAUGAACUAUUGGUUUAGGAUAGAGAAUUCAUAUAUGAUUUGUGCAUUGACUGAAAGGAAAAGUAUAUGAUUCAUUCAUUGUUUUUUUCCCUGUCAACAAUUAGUCCUCCAUGAAGUGAACACAUUGUUCUUUCAUAGUUUCAUACAAUUGAUAACUAGGCAAAAUUGAAUUGUAAACAUUGAGGAUGAUUAUAAGUUUGGCAAGUGUCUAUACUUCAUCACGUAAUAA